AUGAUCCCAGAGGGCCUGCAGGAUGAUACGGUUGACGACAGCACCGACUAUUCGGACGGUGGCUACUCUCAACUCAUCGCAGACUACAACGAAGAUGACACCCAAGAAACUAUCGUAGUUCCGCCAUCGCUCGAGCCCCCCAAACGAGCAUCUACCCCCGAGCCCACAAAACAGCAUGAAACUCCAAUCGCUCUUGGCAAACGCACUUUCGCAGAGGCUAGGUUGGCCGAGUCGCCGUCCAGCAAUGCACGUAGCCCGAAGAAACAACAUAUCUCCAAUGGCAAAUUGCCUCAUUCCACCUCACCCUCAACUCCCAGGCGAUCGAUGGUAGAUAUCGUCACAGACGCUCUUCGAGAGCAGCCGGAUACGAACAACGCCUCUAGUUCCAGCCGCAGACAAUCCGUGCUGAACGCAAUCAUAGAAGCCCGCCGCCCUGAGCCACGAACGCCAUCUCAUAACACUGGAAUCUCACCUUCGAGUAGGCCCUCGAGUAGUCGGCACCCUGACCAUCGAGCCUCCGCGAACAAAACUAGUAUAGAGACGCCAGAGUCACUUCCACGCCCCCGAACUCCACGCCCAUCUUCCCCUGAAAACCAAAUGCCCGUGGCCAAUGAAUUCCCCCCAUUUGAAAUUGUGGCGCAUGACGAGCUGGUUCAGAAAUGUGAGGGCUUUCGGAACCUACCUUGGGGGGUACGAUGGGAGAUAGGACGCCUCGUCAUGCAAAAUAAAUUGAUGGUAGAAGAUCUCACACCGGAGAAGUUAGAGUUGCUUCAAGGGAGUAACGAGGUCAUAGCCCCGCUGGUCGAGCAGAAGUUGAAAGGUUCUAUGCCCCUCAUAUCUGCCCGUCUGCCCCCUCCUGAUGAACAAGCCAAGGGUCCAUGGCGAGCAUUUGAUAGAGAGGAAGCAGCUUUCAAGCGGGAUGACCAGUUCGGUCAUCCCGCCAAUGAGGUACCCGCUCCCGACUUGCAGUUCAGAUAUCACGGCAGAGUGCAGUUUGCGGGGAGGUUGAUCUUUGCGGAUAAGAAGAACAAAUCUGGGAAGCUGCGCUUCAUUCUCGAGAAACCUGAUCUUGGCUCUUCUUCCCGGUUCACUCGAAGGUUCGGUUCGGACUGGUUGAUUCGAGUUCGCUACAAUAGAGACAUCAGAUCAUCGAGAGUUUAUGAGUUUUGCAUGAGACCGUUGAUCAUUUUCGACCGCGUCUAUCGCGCCUUCUAUGCAAGCAAGGACCAGAACGUCUUCUUUGCUUCUACAAACGAGACGUUCAUCAAUGGAGAGGUUGUUACCAUUCCGGAGACGAGCAGACGUCUUAGUUUACAUAGCCUCUUGCAGUGGCACAAUCCCAUAGAGCUGAACAGUAAUCAGACAAUUGCAAAGUGGGCGGCACGUAUCCCUCUUGGUUUAUCGAACUCGGUUCCCGGUCCAAAGCUGGAAUGCAAUCAGAUCAGAUUGGAACCAGAGAUCAUAUCUUCUUCAUGGAACCCCUCUAUGGGGCCUAAGCCUCCCUCCGAGAUGGAAAUGACGGACGGCUGUGGAUUCAUCAAUCAGACUGCCCUGCAAGAAUUACAUUCGAAUAAAUUCUGGGACUCCAUUCCUGUCGCUAUUCAAGUCCGAGUGGCCGGGAAUAAGGGCCUCUUGACUAGACAUCCCAGCAAUGACGCGAACUACCUGAAAUAUCCUUGUAUCUGGGUUCGACCGUCUCAGACAAAGAUUCACUACUCCGACCAAGAUUUGGCGCAUGAGCCAGCUAAAAGAACAAUCGACGUGUUGCGCGCAUCGCACAUGCGUAGCGGUAUCCAGGCGUCAAAGGAAGUGCUCGUCAAUUUCGCUGAAAACGGCGUCCCCCAUGAGAUUCUUUCCCGUCGAAUGCGAGAAUCCUUGGAAGAGCUCAUGGAGCAACUUCUUCAAUGGGACGAUAUGCUCCAAUUAUAUCGUCUUGUAUUCAAGGAAGGUGGCAUUCUUGGUGCACGCAUGGCACGAGAAGCAGCAGGGGAGGCAAGAGUUCGCGGAUAUCGUGCGUAUGACAAUGAAGAUGAUGACAAGGAGGAGGACGAGAGAAUCAGCGAGGAGACCGUUUGUUAUUUUCUGGAUUCGGGCUUCACGCCGCAAAAUAACGCCAUCCUUGCCGAGAAGCUGAAGGAAGUCAUCACGAAGGCCAUGAAGAAACGGAUUGCAAGAUGUAAAGUGGAGAUUCCAAUGUCAUGCUCCGCAUGGAUUAUUCCCGAUCCCACCGGCACCCUGAAGGAAGGCGAAAUUCACAUCAGGUCAUCAGCGCCAAACUUGAAAGGCCAGGAUGGACAACUUACUGAACAAGUGCUAGGUCCUGUGCUUGUAUCGCGCCACCCGUGCAAACUUCCGACAGACGUCCAGAAGGUCACUGCCGUCUAUUAUUCUCAGCUUGAGAAGUACGUCGAUGUGAUAGUCUUCUCCACCAAGGGCUGCCGUAGCCUCGCCAGCAUGCUCGGCACCGGCGAUUACGAUGGAGACAAGGUCGAAGCCGUGUGGGACCCAGAGAUUGCCGGACCUUUCCGAAAUGCCGACCCCAAAUUCGCAGACCCUCCGCCAGACCUCAUGAAGAAUUUCAAGAAACAGAAUGAGACUGUCGCAGAGUUCCUCAAACGCACCGAGAAGAUGUCUCCCGAGCAGCGUAUGGAGGCCUUGCAAGCGGUUCUUCUGGGAGCUCUGCGCGAUCCCAACGUCGUCGGGAUAUACUCCUGCAUGCACGACAAUUCAAUCUACGUACGCGGCUAUGCUCACCCGGACACUCGAAGACUCGGAAAUAUGUUUGCCGAGAUUCUCGACGGAGGGAAGACCGGUCUGACCGUCGACGAGGAAGUCCGCAAAAGGGAUUAUGCCGACCUCGAUUGUGGCUCCAGUGUGACACCACUGUGGAAGACCUGGUCAACCCAGACACUGAAGCACGGAAACACCUCGAACAAACUAGCAAGACGUACCAAGGGUACCUUCAUCAUGGACUUCAUACAAGGUGAAGCACAGAAGCUUCACAAUCAGUGGAUGCCGAGGGUGAGCGAGAGGUUCACGGGAUUGCGCAAGACCCGCGACGAGGAUCUGAUCAAGCCCUACUACGACGCUCUGGAUUGUGUGGAGAGGAGUGGUAUCGCCCGGAUAGCAGAAGAACUGAAGAUGAUUGAGAAGCACGUACAUGACGCGCGGAUCCUCUCGGGUAAGAUGAUGAAACUGUCCUCGGAGCUUGCUUUAGCGACUUUGCGGGACACCUCCUCGCCAGCAUUACAGGCCAAUCGCAAUGGAAAGGCCCCCUUCACCCUCCUGCCAAUCGAAAUCCGACAGGACAUCUUGAAAGCCCACUCGAAGCAUUUCGUUAGCUCUCCUGAGCCGAGUACAAUGAUUUUCUUCAGAAGUGACGAGAUCGCGCAAAUUCGGGCUUCAUACGCAUACAUCCACGAUUGGGAGAUGAAGAUGAGUCGCCAUCCUUGGAACGUAUCGAUGCGGGUACUUUGCGAGAUCAAGGCGAAGGCGUCGAAGGAGUACAAGGUCCUUACCGGUACCUUUUAUGAGCAUAUGUCGAUCCCGAAGGCGGCGACUCUGAACUCCCUCGCUUUGGCCGAGGAGCUCGACAUCUCUCUCGUCCCUCAGAUGUACCGGUGUAUUUAUGCAUGUCUGUCGACGACAGUCGAAGGCGAGUUCCUGCAGGCCGUGACGUUACUAGAAUCGAUCCUUUCGCCGGUGGAUCCCAAGGAUGAGAACACCACGCGAUUCAUACUAUUUCAGCAGCCUCCAGACUGGAUCGGAUCCACAACACGACAGUCGUCACUACUCGUCGAUCUGUGUUCCUCGAAGACGUAUGAGCCGACUAUGAAGAUGCUCGAGCGGAUGGCCAGGAUUCCCGGGAAUGGACUUGUAGAUACACCCGAAGGCCGUGUUCGCGACUAG
Molecule: messenger RNA, 3909 nt
Organism: Stereum hirsutum FP-91666 SS1
Lineage: Eukaryota; Fungi; Basidiomycota; Agaricomycetes; Russulales; Stereaceae
Exons: 14
Coding region: 1-3909 (1302 amino acids)
Biological process (GO): siRNA processing
Cellular component (GO): nuclear RNA-directed RNA polymerase complex
Molecular function (GO): RNA-directed RNA polymerase activity
Source: RefSeq, a predicted model, not a curated record